AAAAUAUUUAAUUUUACGAAUCUCAUGUUUUUAGGUAGUACUUUUUCGGUGAACGAACGCGCGUUUUCCAGUUAUUGCGCUACGACAAUGAAAUGUAGACAUUGCGGUUGCUCUAAUUUAGAGGAAGAUCGUGCACGGGCUGAUUUAAUAUGUCUGGACUGUGGAAUGGUGUUGGGAGAGAAUGUUAUUUCAUCGGAAGUAGAAUUUGUCGAAACGAGCACUGGUCAGUGUGCUGCAGUCGGUCGUUUUGUUUCAGACGAAAGUCAGGCAGGAAAUUUUAAGGAGUCACGACAGGCAACAGAAAAUAAAGCUCGUCGAAGGAUUGACACUAUUUGUGGCCAGUUACGCCUUGGAAAUGACACGGCUGCAUCUGCCUUCCGUUAUUAUCAAAGCGCACUUUUUCGUGGGUUAACAAGAGGUCGUAGUGCCUUUACAGUUGCUGCAGGUUGUAUUUAUUUAGCAGCUCGUCAGUUGCGUGUCAAUUUAAUGUUACUAGACCUCAGCGAUGCAGUGGGUGUUAAUGUUUACGUCCUUGGUCGUGUUUACGCAGACUUGAAGAAGCGACUAAAUCUAGCAAUACCAGAAAUGGAUCCUUGUAUAUAUAUCGACCGUUUCGCUAGUCAGCUAGAGUUUGGAGAUAAGGUGUCAACAGUUGCUACAACUGCUAUGCGUUUACUACAAAGAAUGAAAAAAGAUUGGAUCGCUACUGGAAGAAGACCCAGUGGAUUGGCUGCGGCAGCGCUACUUGUUGCUGCUCGUAUUCAUGAAUUCAAUAGAACAGAAGAGGACGUAGCUCGAAUUGCUCGAAUAAGCCAAAGUACUGCUCGGAAGCGUUUAGAAGAAUUCGGUCGCACUCCAUCAUCUGCUCUCAGCAUUGAAGCAUUUUUUUCAGUUGAUUAUACGGAGGAACAAGACCCACCAGCAUUUGUUGCUUCAAUGAAACAGGAAGAUGAGAAGAUAAAAAGUAUGUCAGAGGGAACGAUGGCUCGUAUUACUCUGGAAAUAUCUGAAUUAGAACGUCGUAUAGAUAGUGAAUUACAAAAACUGGCCGGAAAGUAUACUGCACGUACUAUUUCUUCACAACUUUCCAAAAUAGAUGUUGGUUGCUCUAAAGGUAUACACCAUUUACUAGCUGAGACAGAUUCACUCAAAACAUUUGAACUUCUAAAUGAUUUACAAAAAUUACCGAAUAAUAGUAUUGAUUGUGGCGAUACAGUUACUACUAGUACUACAACAACAACACCUAUUGCAGUUGAUAAUGUUUUGAAUCAAUCUAAAACUGGUCAAGUUCGUGGAAUAUUACGUGAUGUUUUAGAUGGUUUAAUCGAACCAGAAUUGUUAGAUAGUUGUGUUGAAGAUUUACAUAUUUUAACUCAACAUUCUGGUACUAAAAUGUGUCAACUUUUGGCCGAAGCUGAAGAGCAUAGAAAUUCGGCUUCUGUAAGUAGUGAGCAGAAACAAAUAGUUGAAAAUGCUGAUUCUAAACCAUCUGACGUUGAACAAACGAGUAUCACUGAGGCGAAAUCAAAAGAUUCAACGUGUUUGAAACUGCCCGUUUUCAUUUCAUCAACAACUAUUACUACAAAGAAAGAAGAUAAAGUCGAAGAUGAUGAUACAUUGUAUACUGAAGAUAUUGAUGAUGAAGAAUUAGACCGAGAGUACUUACUUCAACCCAGAGAAAUAAUGUUAAAAGCAGCUAUUUGGUUCAAAGCGAAUGCAGAGCAUCUGGAACUGUCAAGAAAACGAAAAUUAGCUAAAUUACAAAAACAACAACAAGAACAACAUGAAGAUACCAAAGGUGGUCCUAAAAAGCGUAAGACCGUCAAUCGUAAUAACUAUACAACAUCAAUGAAAAUAAAUCGUAAUGACUUUUCUAGAACAGAAGAUCCCAAACCGAUAUCUCGUAAAAUUAAUUACGAAGCACUUGAAGCAGUUGUUGGCCUUUCAACAACCUGUCCAUCAGUUGAUUUGAUGAAUAAUAGCGGUAAAACUGUCUCGGCGACUGAUGUUGACAAUGUUACUGAACCAAUACCUGGUCCAUUACUUGCAUCCACCUUAUGUGAUAAUGACAAUUCUAAAGAUUUACUCAAAUCACCCAAACAUAUCCGAGAUAACAAUAAGCACAUGUCAAUUACAUCAAUGAAUCUAAAAGCUUUAUCCAAUGUUAAUGAUAAUGAUAAAAAGGCAGUAAAAGAUCAAAAUUUGGAUGCUAACAAUAAUAAGCUUGAGGUUGAAGAGGAGAACGACAAUGAAGCAGAAGGAGAAGAGGAAGACGAAGAAAAAAUUGAUGAAAACAACAUGUAUAAUUCAUAUUUACCCAAUUAUAGUCUUGGGAUCGAUGAUGAUGAUGAAGAUGGUAUAGAUUGGUCUACUGGUGCUGAAUUAUGGUGAUUCAUAGAUUUGUCAUUAAAAACAGCAAUAAUAUCCCGAGUGCAUAUAAAUGUAUAAGUAUAUGUGUAUUUAUGUAUUUAAUUAUCCCUUAUUUGUUUGUUUAUGUUACUUAUUUGCAUUUAAUUUCAUAUGUUGUUCAUUGAAUUGUAAAAUAUUAUCAUACACAAUACAUAAUUUUGUUCUAACUUAAGUAUUUAAUCUCUGAGCGUUUAGUAGUUCUUUUUUUAUACAACUUAUUUACUUUUGAAGAUAACCAAAAGAUGAUUUUUUAUAUCUCUGUCAAUAUUUUAAUUUUAUAAAUGAAUAUUCUAAAUACUUACUGUUUUAAUCAACUUUUUUUAUUUACUCUUAUAGAUUUUUAAAUUAUUUGUUUCAACUUGUCGUUCUGAUGUUUUUUUGGGUGUUGACUCAGUUAGUUCUUGUUUUAAUUACCGUACCACCUUUAGGUAACAGUUAUUGUUUUGGAACAUAUAACUUGUCUUAACUAACUGCAAUAAUGAUGAUAUAUGUAUUCGAUUCUCCUAAUUUUCCGUCUUCCACAUUAAAUAAUCGGUUAAACAAAUUACACACGUCCAAGUGUGUACGAUAUCAGUGAGCAAACUUUGAGAGAAUAAAAAGUAUGCCCAUGAAGAGUCAAACUAUGCUAAGAAACACGUUUUAGAAAAUCUCAGUGAAAAUGACUUUCCCUAACUCAGAUUAUUCGGCAUAGUUACCUCAAAGAUAAUCACUAGAAAGUAUGUUGAGGAGGUUAGAAUUUAUGGUCUUUAAUAAUCGUCACACCUAUAAAACGCUUUAAGUAGUGAACUGAGCUUCUUUCUUAAAAUAAAAAAUUCCUUCGAGCGCUAGAAAAAUACAUUUCUAAAAUUUGUCAUAUGUUAGACGUUUGAACUAUAUUCCUUUGAUGAAACUCGCCUCUUAUUUCAAAAUCCUGACUAUAACUCCGGUUAGUCGUCUAACGAUCAGGCGUGGAUAUAUGAUUUUAGUGAAGCUUAUUUUAGUCGGUAUGAAUUAUCAUUAUACAUCAUUUCUAAUGUUUUAGAGUGAAAUGGUAUUCAUUAUGUUCAUCAUUGAUUAAAUUGUAGUGCGGAUUAGUAUAUAUUGAGGAUUUUUUGUCUCGAAAGCACCAAAUAUCUUCUUGUGUUGAUUUUAAAAACUAUUGUAAUUCAGUGAUAUAAAAACAUGCUAUUUUUAUCCAGAAAUUAAUGCUUCUUAGUCAUGUAUUUGGUUCUGAUCCAAAUAAGCUGGAUGAACGCUGGUGAUAAUGCUUGGUUACUUAAGUCGAAGUAGAUGGGAAGGGAUGCAAAUUUUGAUAAUUGACUACUUUAAUUGUCAAUUUACCAUUUGCUGAUCCAUUUAUUUAUCACAAUAACCCUUCACAUUCACACAACAUAAUUAUGAAGUUAAAGAUAAUGGGUUUUUUGUCAUAACGCAUCAUUGGAAUGUUGGAUUCUCGUUUCAUUUCCGUAUUGUGUCUGUUGUAUUUAUUUGAGUUCAUCUCUCAGCAUUACGUAUUAUCUUUGAAAUAGUAACUAAAAAAUAGUAUAUUUUUUUCAUAUCACUGGAUUAUUUAAUAUUUUUGAAACUGAAUCAUGUUCAAUUUUGUUCUUAAAGACAAUUUGAUCUAAUUAUCAUGUUUGGUAUUCGAAGAUCUGUUAUGCCCCGAUAACAUUAGUGAAUGGUAACUUUGGGAUCCAUUUAUGGACCAAUAUUAUGCAUAUAAUUUUUGUCGUAUAUUUGCUAAAUAAUUAAACUACUCAUAUUC
Schistosoma rodhaini is the source of this 4153-nucleotide messenger RNA. Lineage: Eukaryota; Metazoa; Platyhelminthes; Trematoda; Strigeidida; Schistosomatidae. The record is from the annotation of a GenBank genome assembly.